Molecule: messenger RNA, 564 nt
Organism: Penicillium diatomitis
Lineage: Eukaryota; Fungi; Ascomycota; Eurotiomycetes; Eurotiales; Aspergillaceae
Product: trafficking protein particle complex subunit
Exons: 4
Coding region: 1-564 (187 amino acids)
Biological process (GO): endoplasmic reticulum to Golgi vesicle-mediated transport; regulation of GTPase activity
Cellular component (GO): cis-Golgi network; TRAPP complex; trans-Golgi network
Source: RefSeq, a predicted model, not a curated record
AUGUCCUUCGACGCCUCGGCCUCAUUAUCCGUCUCCGACCCCAACGCGCGCGCCCUCAGCUCAUCAUGCUUCGACUUCCUCCUGAUCGAAUUGGUGCCCAUGGCGGAACGGCUGGCGAAGGAUCUCGCUUCUCAAGAAAACCCCGAGGAUCCGGAGGUUCGUGAAUCGACGUAUUUCCGGUUAGAGUCGUUGGGGUAUCGGGUUGGCCAGGGCCUUGCGGAGAGGUUCUCACGCGAUCGACCCCGUUUCACGGACAACCUAGACGUCAUCAAGUUUCUCUGCAAAGAUCUAUGGAUGGUCUUGUUUCGGAAACAAAUCGAUAAUUUGAAGACCAACCAUCGGGGAGUCUAUGUCCUGACAGAUACGGCGUUCAGACCCUUUGCGCGCAUGAGUAUGGCCGUCCGGUCUGAUGCCGUGAAUAUGGCGCAAGCGUAUCUCUGGUUCCCAUGUGGUGUGAUACGAGGCGCUCUCGCCAAUCUCGGAAUCAAUACGACCGUGCAGGCAGAGACAUCCGAGCUCCCGGGGGCGACGUUUCAGAUCAAGACGGUCCAGGCUCGGCCCUGA